AAGGUAUUUCCGGUUUAACCCAUCAAAUUUCGGUUUUAACCCGCCUAAAGUCAUGCAAAUGAGGCCGUCUCCCCCGAAACCCACCCAACUGAGCGAGUCUGCGUGAGGGAGAGAAGCGGGAACAUGACGGCCCGUUGCAAGAAGAACCGGAAGAAGCGUGGGCACGUGAGUGCUGGGCACGACUGUAUCUUCCACACUUCAACUCGAGUUCAUGUCUUCUCCAACCUAGGGUUCUAACACAAAGGCCUGCACAUGAGGCUUCGCGUUAACAGCAACAACAUUGUUCGGCAAAGUUCAAAGUUCCAUGAACAAAUGUUUUCCACUCGCACCAAUUUCUUUCGUUCUUCUUCUUCCUCUCCUUGUGAUAAUCAUAGUAAUAAUUUCCCUAAACUCCCGCCUCUUCAGACCUUACUCAAAAGAGGCUUCUCCCCCACUCUGAAGUCCAUCAACCAAUUCCUUCUCUUUCUCUCACGAACCCACAGAUUCAACUCAAUCAUCCACUUCUUCUCUCAAAUGAGUUCGAACCAAAUCAAAGGCAACUCUCGCACCCACUCAAUCCUCGCGUGGGCUCUCCUCAAAUCUCACAAAUUCGAAGAAGCUGAGCAUGUCAUGGUCACCCAGGUGACUACAGCUUCUAAUUUCCCCACAACUCGCAUGUGGGAUUCUAUGAUUCAAGACCUUUGUGCUAAACAAAACGACCCAGAGAAAGCUCUGUUCGUCUUACGUUUUUGCUUGAGAUAUAGAGGCAUUCUACCUUCUUCUUUCACUUUUUGUUCAUUGAUUCAUACGUUUAGCUCUCAGGGAAACAUGGGUAAGGCAAUUGAGGUGCUGGAGUUGAUGACAGAUGAGAUAGUCAGUUACCCUUUUGGUAAUUUUGUUUGCAGUUCCGUUAUUUCUGGGUUUUGUAAGAUCGGAAAGCCAGAACUUGCGAUGGGGUUUUUUGAAAACUCCGUGAGUUCGGGAGCUUUACGGCCUAAUGAGGUGACUUACACGGCGAUUGCGGGUGCUCUUUGUAAGUUGGGUAGAGUGAAUGAGAUUUGUGAUUGGGUUUGUGGGAUGGAGAUGGAAGGGUUGGAAUUUGAUGUUGUUUUUUAUAGCUGUUGGAUUUGUGGGUUUAUAGCGGAAGGGGAUUUAAAGGAGGCGUUUAGAAAGAAAAAACAAAUGGUGGAAAGAGGAAUCAAGCCAGAUGUUAUGAGCUAUACCAUACUAAUAGAUGGCUUGUCCAAGCUUGGGGAUGUGGAAAAGGUAGUCGGUCUUUUGAAUAAGAUGAGUAAAGAUGGAAUAGAGCCCAAUUUGGUUACGUACACAUGCAUCAUUUUGGGAUUUUGCAAGAAAGGGAAAAUGAAGGAAGCGUUAGCUAUUUUCAAGAUGGCUGAAGUUUCGGGAAUUCAAGUUGAUGAAUUUAUGUUUGCAACUUUAAUUAAUGGCUUUUGCAGGAGUGGGGAUUUUGAUCAUGUCUUUCAUUUGCUCGAUGAAAUGGAGAAGAGGGGGAUUAAUCCAAGUAUCGUGACCUAUAAUACUGUGAUUAAUGGAUUGUGCAAGUUUGGGAGGACAUCUGAGGCUGAUGAGCUCUCAAAGGGCAUAGAUGGAGAUAUUAUUACUUACAGUACACUGUUACAUGGGUAUAUUGAGGAAGAGAAUACAGCGGGGACUUUGGAAACAAAGAGGAGAUUGGAAAAGGCUGGAGUCUGCAUGGAUGUUGUCAUGUGUAAUAUACUCAUCAAAGCACUAUUUAUGGUUGGGGCUUUUGAAGAUAUGUAUGUGAUCUACAAGGGAAUGCCAGAAAUGGGUUUGGCUGCAGAUUUUGUUACUUAUUGUACGAUGAUUUAUGGGUAUUGUAAAGUAGGAAGAAUCGACGAGGCACUUGAGAUAUUUGAUGAUUUUCGGAGGACGUCUAUUUCUUCAGUUGCAUGCUACAAUUGUAUUAUUAAUGGGCUCUGCAAGAAGGGUAUGGUGGAUAUGGCCACUGAAGUGUUUAUCGAACUCAAUGAGAAAGAUUUAGCUUUGGAUGUGAAUACCUAUAUGAUGCUGAUCAAAGCAAUUUUUGAAUCAAAAAGUGCGGAUGGGGUUUUAAAAUUAGUUUGCAGGUUGAAGAAUCUGAGGCCAGAAAUAUAUUGUAUAAUGUGUAAUGAUGCUAUCUUGUACUUGUGCAAGAGAGGUUUUCCUGAGACUGCAAGUCAAGUGUACAUAGCAAUGAGAAACAAAGAAUCAACUGUGACAAGCAAGUCUUAUUAUUCAAUCUUAAAAGGGCUUUUUAGUGUUGGAAAAGUGUCACUGAGUCAGCCUAUUUUGACUGCAUUUCUCAAAGAAUAUGGCCUAGCUGAGCAUAGGGUAAGCCGGAUACUAGCACACUACCUGUGUCUGAUGAAUGCCGACAGAGCGAUUCGGGUUCUUGACAGAAUCAAGGAUAAUAAUUCAGCUGUCACUUUCCCUGUUUCGGUUUUUAAGGACCUUGUAAGGAGUGGUAGAGUUUUAGAUGCAUAUAAGCUUCUUGUGGAGGCUGAAGAGUAUCAACCCCUUAUGGAUGUGGUUGAUUAUUCAAUCAUAAUUGAUGGACUAUCCAAGGGAGGGCAUGUCAAUAAGGCCUUAGAUGUUUGUGCUUUUGUUAAAAAGAAAGGGAUUACCCUAAACAUCAUCUCUUAUAAUUUAGUUAUAAACGGGCUGUGCUGCCAGGGUCACCUUGUCGAAGCAUUUAGGCUAUUUGAUUCAUUGGAGAAAAAUGGUUUAGUUCCCUCUGAAAUAACAUAUGCUACAUUGAUUGAUGCAUUAUGCCGGGAGGGGUUUCUGCUAGAUGGCAAGCAGUUGUUUGAGAGAAUGGUUCUCAAGGAUUUUAAUCCAAAUACACGUGUUUACAACUCAUUGAUCAAUGGUUAUUGCAAGUUUGGUAGAAUGGAGGAAGCCUUUAGGCUUCUGUCUGAUAUGGAGAUUAAAUGCCUGAAGCCUGAUGAAUACACUGUUAGUGCUGUUAUCAGUGGCUAUAACCAAAAGGGUGACAUGGAAGGGGCCCUCGUGUUUUUCAUGGAGUUCAAGAAGAAAGGCAUAUCUCCUGAUUUCUUGGGUUUCUUGUAUUUGAUCCGAGGUCUAUGUGCCAAAGGAAGGAUGGAAGAGGCCAGGAGCAUCUUGAGAGAAAUGCUUCAGUCCCAGUCUUCCGUGGAUCUUAUAAACAAAGUUGACACCGAGGUUGAAACAGAGUCAAUAGGAAGUUUUCUUCUUGUUUUAUGUGAGCAAGGAAGUAUCCAAGAAGCUGUUGCAGUUCUUGACCAAGUUGCUUCUGUGUUUUUCCCAGUCCGAAGAUGGUAUAAAGCUAAUGAUAAAAGAUUAGAUGCACCAUGCAAUCUUUAUGAACAGGAAAGAGUUGAUUCGGUUGCAUCAACUUCUGUAAGCUACCCUUCCAAAAGUGAUUUGGGAUAUGGUCGUUCUAACGUAGAAGAAGUAAAGAAAGCGGUGGAAAGUUAUGAUAGGUUAGGGAAAAAAUCUCAAUUUCAUAAAUUCGACUGUUACUAUUCGAUCAUAGCUUCACUCUGUUCAAGAGGGGAGCUGCAGAAGGCUGGUCGAUUAGCAAAAGAAAUGCUUUCAAAUUUGGAUACAUCCCUAUUAAUAAAACUGGAAAAGUAGUGUUUGUUUAAACAAACUCGGAGCUUCCUCUACCUUUUACACAAGACAGGAAUGAUGUGUUACUGCCUGCAGCCGCAGAUGCCCAAAAGCAAAGUUGCCCCAAGGACUACUAGUAAAUCAAGAGCAUUCUAUUUCUUGCAUAUGGCCAAGAAGGCAGCGAUCGUGUGAAAUGGUAGCAAUCCUUGAAUGACGGCCUGUUCUCUCCGAGGCUCUUGAUAUUUGUGUUUCAAGUAUCGAUCUCUUGGAGGUGCCCCAACCUUCCAAAGUUGCAACUUCAGAGCUAUGGAGGAACAGUGUAUUGCACUGCUACCGAUAUGUUAAGCAGGUGCAACCGUGGAGAGGGCCCACAUGAAAGACUCAUAGCUGUUGUAGCAUGGAUUUCCACUCUUCGUCCUGUGAAAUUUGGUGUUGCUCCUUACAAUCCUGUUCUGGGAGAAACAGGUAUUUGUUUUACUUUAUUAGCAAGCGGAAAUAUCGGUGUUCUACUUGAGUUUCUUAUUAGCUUUCUACAACUCUCUAGAGCAAACAGUGGAAGGGUAACAUUUAUAACACACUUGGCUGUCUCAAAAUUGCCACAUUUCGUACCAAGCACUUAUUAAGGCCUGGCCAUACUCGAUGUUGAUGCAAGAACAGCUUGUCCUGGUUUGAACAGCAGAUUUAUUUGUUUUUCCUCUUGCUUUGGCUGCACUCCUUGUCUUGUCUUCAGGUUUUGCAUCGCCCACCAGUAUCUGCAAUCCGUGCAACCAAUAAGGAAGAAAAUGUUGAAUUGACUUGGUGUCAGGGUAUUGCCCCCAAAUUCCAUGGUACAUGAAUUUUAGUAGAGUAAUUAUUAUGAUUUUACUUUUUGCUAAGCUAGUACAUCUUUUUAAUGUGAUGUAAGUUGAACCAUGGCCAUUCAUUCGUAUCUGGAAAAAAAGGCUUUGAAAUUGUGGACUAAUUAUUUGCCGUAUCAAAUUGGAAAAUUACGGUCCAUGUGUGGAACUUACCUGUUAUCUUUCCCGUGUAUUGUCUGUAGAUGCAAGUAGAAGGCACUAUAUGAACCUUGAAUUUACAGCUGUAGUCUUUCCAGGAGUUUUUUACUCCUUUCUUUUGUAGUCCCUUCGCACCCCUACUUCCACACCAAGAUCAAGAUUUCUUUAAGUGAUGCAUCUAUCUACCUGAUAUGUUUAUGGACCGUUCGAUACAGAAGGUUUUUAGAAGGGACAGAUUCUGGUUUUUUACUAUAUGUUUUUUGGGUGUAGAUGGGAUCAAAUUUUGGUAGUAUUGAUCGAUAGGAACAUUUGAUACAAUUGUAUACUCUUAUUGCUAUUUUUACCUUAGGGUUGAUCCAUAGUCUCUCUAGUAUUUUCCAACAAGAACUGCCCAAGUAAGGAUAUAUUUCUCUGCUUUUUCUUGUUUUGAAGUUCACUUACCAAUUUUCGAAAUGUUGUAAAUGAUUCAAGGUAUUAUGCUAUUUUAGUUUGAAAAAUUUAGGAUUCUUGUGCACGGCGCAGUUAUUGAUAAUCCAAAAUUUCUAUGUAGAAUCCCACUCCUUACCACAAUCUAAGUUGGGCCAUUUUUUGAGGUACUGAGCUACUAAAAGAACUGCAUGCACGAAUCAUGUCUGUUGAUGAUGUUGUUAAUCUAUAGUAGUGGUUUUGUCUUCUAGUAAAAUAUACAUGUCAGGGAUGUGUAGCAAAGAUGCAUGCUAAAUUUCAUGUACAAUUGCAAGUGAGUCUGUGUGUGUAUCUGAGCAUGAUUUGAGAUCUUUCUGCCAAUAGGAAUUGUGGCCAAGUGAAUCAGCUGUGGUGUGGGGUGAGGUGAGCCAGUGCAUCCUGAGCAAAGACAGACAACUAUUGAGGAAAAACAGAGGGAGCUACUGAGAGAGAGAGGCUCAAUAGGGGAAAGUUGGGUUCCUAAGCAUUUUAACGUGUCUCAUAGCAAGGAAAAUGGGUGGGAUUGCUAACCUAUUCAGAAGCGGGUCCCACCAGGGCCCAUAGUUGUGCCUCUUUGACUUUUCAGAUUUCAUCAAAUUAGUUUCAACAGAAAUGAUACAAUGCUGUGGAAGUGAUUUUUAGUGUAUUAGUGGUUUUCUUUUUCUUUUUUUCAAAUAUAAUGAGUCCUCUUCUUUGGUGGCCGAAUUAAA
Carya illinoinensis is the source of this 5740-nucleotide messenger RNA. Its product is annotated as pentatricopeptide repeat-containing protein At5g57250, mitochondrial. The transcript has 3 exons. Gene Ontology annotation, molecular function: protein binding. The record is from RefSeq and is a predicted model, not a curated record. NCBI's taxonomy places the organism in Eukaryota, Viridiplantae, Streptophyta, Magnoliopsida, Fagales, Juglandaceae. Bases 253 to 3615 code for a protein of 1120 amino acids.